This is a messenger RNA of Aspergillus calidoustus, 726 nucleotides long. The record is from the annotation of a GenBank genome assembly. Lineage: Eukaryota; Fungi; Ascomycota; Eurotiomycetes; Eurotiales; Aspergillaceae.
CUCGCUCGUUGUUUAUGGGUGCCGGGAUUGAAGCCCGCAUAUACAUUCGCCUGGGGCACUUUUACUUAGGUUGAUGACUUUGGCGAUGCAUCACCACCUCAGUCCAGCACGUCACGAUGCUCGAUCUAGACCAUGGCGCUGAGCAAGCUCUGUGUAACAACAUGGCUAUAAAGAAGCACCGAUGGCCCCAUGCGAUGUCGAGCUGUGAAUAACAAGCCAGCUGUCUGAAGGUACUUCGAAAAAGCACUUCCACCAAUUAUUCUUCUUAGUCUCGCACAAGAUCACACCAUGCCUCGUAUCAAAGGCCUUGCCCGAGACGGCCCCUACGGCGGCCAAGGCGGCAGCGCCUACAACGCCCUGCACAACGAGCAAAAAGUGAAGCACGUUGAAGCCUGGAGCGCCGACUACAAGGGCUACAACGUGCUCGGCGCACUCGAACUCUCAUUCGAAGACGGAACGUCGACCGGUCGCAUUGGCGGCAGGGACCCUCACAUCGACUAUGACCCCGUAUAGCCAUUCGACUUUCAGGACGGCGAGACCAUCACCAGGAUGAAUGUCUACGCUGGGGAUGGCGAGGGGUUCUGUAACGGGUUUGAUUUUGAGACGAACUGGGGUAGAGAAUUCACGGUUGGGAGCAAGAUUGGAAAACCGAAUCAUGUACCGGAUCUGGGGAGGAAUGGCGAGUGGGCGGGGGCGUCGGGGAGGGAUGACGUGCAUGGGGCAGAU